CAAUCUAUGAUUUUCUUGGCUGGUCUUGCAGCUUCUGGAUCCAGCUACAAUAUCAUCGACGGACCCAAGAAUGCAACGGUGCUGGUGGGCUGGGAGGCCAGCUUCAACUGUACCGUGUCGCAGGGCUGGAAGCUCAUCAUGUGGGCUCUGAACGGCAUGGUGGUCCUGAGCGUCACGCCCAAGGAGCCCAUCAUCACCAACGACCGCUUUACCUCUGCGAGUUAUGAGGAAGGCAAUAACUUCAUCUCCGAAAUGAUAAUCCACAACGUGCAACCCAGCGAUGCGGGGCUUAUCGAGUGCAGGCUGCAGAACAGUAACCUCGAGGGAUCCGCCUUCCUUUCAGUCCAAGUCAUGGGGAAGUUGCUCAUUCCCAGUGAAAACCUUGUGGUCGUGGAGGACGAACGCUGCAAUGUGACUUGCCAUGCGGUGGGCUGGGCCCCGCUCCCAGAUCUUUCCUGGAAGAUCGGUGUUUCAGCGAGUCAUUCGGCAUAUUACUCCGUUUGGGAGCCUGAUGGCCUUCAAAGCGUCCUGAGCGUCCUGGUUCUGACGCCGCAGAGCAAUGGGACGUUGACUUGUGUGGCUGACAUGAAGGGUCUGCAAGUCCAAGAUGCGCUCACUGUAAAUCUCACGGUGGUUCCGCCUCAUCAGGGCGGUAUUGAUAAACCACAUACCUCGUUGCCUACCUGGGCCACAGCCUUACUUGCAGUAUCAUUUUCACUGCUUUUCAUCCUGAUCAUUGUUCUGAUUAUAAUCUGCUGCUGUUGUGUCUCCAGGAGAGAGAAAAAAGAAUCCAGUGCUGAAGGUAGAAUAAUGAAAUCUGCAGAUGUGAAGACAAACAAAGACCCUUCUGAGCCAGAAUUAAAAGGAGGAAAUGAAAACUGCACAUACAGUUCAGGUGAUCUGAGAACCACAGACACCCUGUCUCUCCCUUCAAAGUCCUCCAACUCCAACAUCCCUGAACGACAGAGCAGUGAGCAACCUCAGCAGGUGAUUCAGACUGUUUCCACCCUUUUUGGACUUUUUGGGGGCCAUUUGAAAAUCCUUGCCUUAUGGUUUUAG
Molossus molossus (Pallas's mastiff bat) is the source of this 1059-nucleotide messenger RNA. It is a transcript of the gene IGSF5, whose product is annotated as immunoglobulin superfamily member 5. The record is from RefSeq and is a predicted model, not a curated record. The transcript has 7 exons. Gene Ontology annotation, biological process: cell-cell adhesion. The annotation marks the transcript as partial. NCBI's taxonomy places the organism in Eukaryota, Metazoa, Chordata, Mammalia, Chiroptera, Molossidae.